GUUGAAAAGUUCAAACACAAUCAGCAACCUCACAAUUCUCUUCAUUCAAUGUUCAAUAUCCAUACAGGAAAUACGUUGCCUUUGAAUGAGAAUUGGCCACAUCUUCAGGUAUUUGGUAUAUGUAUUUUAUACUAUACAGGGUGUCUCAAAAAAACCCAAAAUCAUUGAAAUAACGUAUUGUUCGAAUUUCAAUGCCGUAACACAAAGGAUUUUGACAGGGUGAUUAAUUUGUUUUAAAAAAUUAAAAUAUCUUUGUAAAGUGAACGUUUGUUUGCUCAUGGGAAUUUAAAAAUGCUUCGUAAAUUGUAAUAUGCGUAAUAUGCAUUCGUGGGUUUAGUACUUUAUGCCUGACAUAACAAGUUUACGCUGAGUAUUACCAUUCAUUAUAGCAGUUAUGUCAAUCUUUUAUGCACUCGUGGGAUUAACUUAGUGCUAGGGCAUUGAAUAUCGAACAAUACGUCAAUUUCAAUGAUUUUGGGGUUUUUUGAGACACCCUGUACAGUAUAGGCCUGCUUGGUUGUACAGUUCAGUGUGUAUCAAAAUAAUUCGAAUCCAAAUUUGGCGUGUAAUAACGCAGAAUAUAUUUGACAAAUUCGGUUGGUUUUUACACCAUUGUUAAGUUCAUUUAUUUAUCUUUCAAAUGACAUGCUGUACGCGUCAUUUAGUUGGAAAAUGAAGGAGUAUUGCUUUGACAAAAAAGUCCAUAAAAAUCACAACUUUCCGCCGAUGGGAAUUGGACAUUUUUUCUUUCAAAGUUAGUCCCACAAGGCUUUGAAAUGCUAAUCAUCACUGAAAACUAAAAUGCAAAUUUAACGCGAAUUUCUUCUCGUUCAACAUUUGAAAGCAUAGGAGCUUAAAUCUCUUUAAAUGAACAUGAAUUUAUGUAAAUUUUGCUACAUAACAGUUUGUUGAUUAAUUAAAUUUGCAUUAUCUUUUGUUUGUACGUCUCACUUCGAAUUCCCAUCGGCGGAAAAAUUUGAUUUCGAACAACCAGUUUUAACACACGAUUUCUUGGUCAUUCUUGAUCUUAUUGAUAUAAGAACGAUAUAAUCGGAAACCUAAUAGGCUAUUCUUUAUUGCCAUAUAAAAAUUAUAUGGUUUACUUUAGUAUUUUAUAAACAGCAGUCUGUCAAAUUUGGAUUCGAAUUAUUUUGAUACACACUGUAGUGAUUGACCGAUAAUCGGCUCGGGCCGAUUUUUGCCUUUUCGGCAGACAAUCUGAAUCGGUAGAAUUAUCUAUAUUUCCUAUUGUUUAAAACCGAUUGUUGAGAGAAUUCGCACUUUAAAAAUUAUAUGCAUUGCACCUUGAUACACGUUAAAUUUUAACUCAAUAUGUUAAAUUAAUUCGUGAAGCGUGCCAUUUAUUAAUGGUGUUAACGAUCUUUUGUUGCAGUAACAUGUUACGUUGUAAAUUAUCAUUAAAAAUUUGACAUGAAUGUUAUGAUGUCACCUUUACUCGGUCGUCUGCUAUUACGACGUCAUUAUAAAAUCGGCAUCGGUAUCUGGCGGAUUGUGCCAUGAAUAAUCGGUAAUUUUCGAUUGUUGCACAAUCGGUUGCACAUUCAUGCUGAGCUUUAUACCGAUGGGUCUCAUAAUUAUAUUCCCUAUGGCUAUAUGUAUUUGUGUCCCAUCAGUAAUAAUUCUCAAGGUAUAUAUUUGGUUUAGCAACAUUAUGCAAUGACGUUUUAGUACAAGCUGUGAUCUAUAUAAACAAUCCAUAUAUAUCCUACUAAUAGAGUAAGGAGGCUAAUUUUGAAAAUAUAAUUCAUUUGGGUCACAGAACUAUAUAUUAUUUUUGUAUUAUUUGCAUUCUCCAAAAAAUCCUUUUCUGUAUAUUUUCCUACUUUUCCUGAAAUUCUAGUCCGCCUUUUAUCAUACUUUUUUAUACACAAGGAUGCCAGAAAGCCUUGUCAUGCAAUACUUUUCUUGAAGUAUAAAUUUCAGUUUGUCUCCAGUGGAAGAGCUUUAAAAAUAAUCAAAUCAUUCUUAUAUACAGCUUUUUCAUCUCUUCCCUUUUUUCUUGAAAUAUAUUGUUUUUUCGUCUUGGAUUAUUCAGGAUAUGCAUGUUACGUCGCAAGUCGGGUCACAAUCGAAUUUUUAUCUUGACAGCCAGUGAUCAUUGUGGUCCUAAAACUCGUUUCUGGUUGCUGUUUCAAAUUUCGAAUUGAAUAGAAACAUUUUAAACAACUUUUGAUCACUUAGAUGUCAGAGACCUUACGAUUUUAGGACGGCAACGCGACGGCAACGGCUACCAAUACAAUAGAUCAUUGAAAAGAAUUGAAAAAUUAAAAUAUAUGAAUAAUUUAGACAUUGUCCUCGCUCUGUUUACAACGCCAAAUCACAGAUUUUCACGUCUUGAUACAAUGGCUGCAUUUCAAGCCGCAACAAGUGCAACUUCAAACUAAAUUCAGCAGUACUCUUUCCAACCAUCAAACCAAGUCUUCAACUUCUAAGACUGUAUUAAAUUCAUACGAUUGAUAAUAUACAACGAAUUAUCUUUACUACCAUUUAUUUGAAGGAGUUUGUUUUGGCCGUCGUCACUUUGCGGUCCUAUAAUCGUAAGGUCUCUAAUUGGGGGGGGGGGGGGGGGGCGGUAUUCAUAUAUUCGUGUUCUGCAUCAUUAAUGUCUUUUGAAAUCAAUUGUUUUUAAGGUCUGUGAACACGAAUAUAUGAAUAUUGCCCCCCCCCCCAGUUAUCGAGUUUGCUGCGCCACUGCUCCACUCUUCACGUCAUCAAAACCACAGUUUAAUAACAAGGAUAAGAAUUGAUCCAAGAAGGCAAAUAGCUUGUUCUUUUCGGUCCAAAUAGUUCAAUGGUUAAGCUUGAUAUGAUAGCAAGAUUUCAUACAUAAUUUUAGACAUUCUUUCAAGUGGGACAAACUACAUUUUUAGUUCCAACGUCCUUUAGAUACUGUACAUAAACAAUGGAUGUUUCUAUACUAUAUACAUUUAAAUCAAAUGAAAUGAUAUUUUAGAUUGAUGCGGUCAGUUUAUAUUUGUUGGUUUUGGCCCAAAUGAUUGCUUCUGGGUUGACGGUAAGUGAAAUAUUAUCAUGGUGAAUUAUACAACAGUAUAUCAUUCUUUUAUUUUGCAUUUUCUUGAUGGCUGUGAAGACAAAAUUUGACAAAAUCGCCACCGACCAAACUUUAAGAAUCACCGUCGAUCUAAACCACUGAAUGCAUGCCAGCCCCACAUUUUACUCCUGAAUAAAACAUAGAAAACCUGAGAAAAGUGUUCAAUAUCACGAUUUGCCCGCAGUUUUUGAUGAAAACAUGGCAUUUCAAUGACCUGGUAUACAAAGCAAAAUCUUGAAAGAGCUAAGAAAUACUGCGUGCGGGCGUGUUAGAUGCGCGCGCUCGCAGUAUUUCUAAUUAGCUCUUUCUUUUCUUAGCUCACAGAAUAGAUAUUAGCGACCUUAAGCAUGGUAGGACGGGAACGCGACUGCGAAGGCAAAGGCAAACAAUAUCGUUGAACCGAUGAUUGUAAAAGAAAAGUUGUCGUCUAUUAUCCAGCGUAUGAAAAUAAUACAGUUUAAGGAUCAAAAUUAACACUGGGUUUAUGAUUGAGAAAAGUUUUAGGACCCAAUUUAAAGUAGCAGUUGUCCCAGCUUGGAAUGUAAGCGUUGCAUACAAGACGUGAUAAUCUGUAUUUCGCUGUUGUAAAACAGAGCUACGCCUACGGCGACGUCUAAAACGACCGUGAGAUUUCAAUUAUUAAUUUCUGCUCACUUUCUUGCACUAAUAUGAUAUUAUUAGCUGUUCUCGUUUCACUUUCGUUCUGCUUUGUUGAAGUUCUUAAUAACAGUAGUUCUUUAUAAUUAUAAAAGUGUGAAAUUUAAGGCGGUUUCUUGGCACGUCCCCGUACUAGAUUAAGCUUUGCUUAAGUUCGCUAUUAGGCCAGAAGUGUCACUGAGAUGAUAUUUCGUCCGAAAUUUCACGUGCUGACGUGAUCAUAUGACGCCAUCCUGGAGUGCACACGGAAGUUUUUCAUGGGUACAAACAUAGGUACAAAGUGCCGUGUGCACUCCAGGAUGGCGUCAUAGCACUAGCAUAUUUGCUUUUGUUGACGAGGUUUCUGUCAAGUGGGGUUUUUGCUGGUAUACUCACUAUACUGUAUAUCUCCUCUUACACUUCGGUUUUUAUCUUAUGGAUAACUAGAUUAUUUAUACACUUGAUGAAGUUUCGUUCAUCCAAAACUUGAUUUACUACAUCGAACGAGCUUACCGUACACCUGAUUAUGGAAUCUGGGAACGAGGUUGUAGAAGUAACAAUGGACAUCGAGAAUUACAUUCCAGGUACUGACCGUACUGUAAUAGCGUGUCAUGAUUAAUGAUUAUUAGUUUACUAUUGUGUCAGUGUUGUUUAAGGUAAUUCCGCAGUAAUUGUUCCCGAAAUGAGAAUGUGCUGAAACUUCCCAGACAUGGAGUUUAUGAUAUACUUAAAGUAAAAUCACACAAAAAAGUCGGGGUCACCGAACUCGUUAAGAAGAUAUGACAAUCACAAUAUACCACCUUUACCCCAAUAUGGCGCCAUCUUGACGCUCAUUACGAGUAACAGCAAAAUCACAACAGCCUGAUAUUUAUUGACGGUUUUAGCGCGGAUUUUGCUUUUGUAAACUUAUCUUGUAAUUAUUUUUGGAAAAAUAUUAUGUUUUGAGCAAAAUGAAACUACUAACGUUUUUUCCAACUGAUCUAUAAAUGUCUUUUCCACAUUUCUUUACAUAUCUUUCUUGGAGAACAUGCAUUGAUAAAGGAUUUUUCUUUUCAAGAUCCAGAAAUGAUUUUUCUCUUAAUUUCGGAUAUGGAAUGUAAAAUGCAUUAAAGAAAUAAAUUAUCAGUUAAAAAACGGGGGUCACCGAUCUUUUUAGAGAAUUGCUACACUUUUGUAUGCCUUUUUUGAAACCAUUGAUUUUUAUGUAAUUCUUUGCACGAGUCUAACCAAAGAUGUUUUGAAGUAACAUAAAAUUGUCAUAAAAUGAUUUUUUUAAACGGUAUACGUAUAAUGGAUGAAAUUAUAAGUUAUAAGAUGUGCGCAGUAAAAGUGCGCAAUGCAAAACUGCGGAAUUACCUUAAUAUGAUUAAUGGGAAGGAACUUCAGGAGUAAGGCGUGAUGUGGGCGCAGCGACCGCGAAACGUAGUACGCAAUAAUUGACAUUAAUUGGCAUAAUUGCGCGUGAGCAUGAUGUAGAUAUACACGGCCAGCAGCAGGCCAGCAAAUUUGUGGCGGUCAUCGGACAAAAUGACAAAUUGAACUAAAUUUAAAUCUAAAAUUGGAUUUUGUAUGCUUUAGUUCAAUUGGAAUGGCGAAAGCUGCAUUAGAAAGUCUAAAUGGAUUUAAUCUUUUUGGCAGCCAGGUACUGUUUUAAUUAAUAGAAUCUUUAUCUUCCAUGACUUUCAAAUAUUUAUUUUUGCUGCCAAAUCAUGUCCAUUUCAAUGAAGGCUCUGAAACAGAAUUGAAACAAUGCUAGAAUAUUGAGUAAACAAGAAUAAUGUUUAAAUGAAUAAGUCGCGCAAGUAUUUUUUUCAAUUAUAAUAUUUAUAUGGGUUAAUAUGGUAUGCAUGUACUGUAUAUGUACACGCGUAAAAAUUGAGAAAAUCGACAACUUGUUGCAAGUUGAUAGCGACAGGCGUGAGCAAGGUUGUGCGGCCCACUAUGAACAGUAUUGUCAACAUGUUGUUACAGCAUUGUUCAACUGUAACAACUUGGAACAACGUGGUUGACAACUUGUUCAUUGUUGGCCGCACAACAUUGUUCACGCCUGUCGAUAUCAACAACCUGUGCGUUUUUAGCCGUGUACAUGAAAACACGCAGUGCCAAAACAUGAAAUAAAGUGGAGAAAAAAACAAAUGUGUCAAUUAGGUUUUUACACUUGCAGUAAAAACUUGUAUUAAGUAAUUGAGCCAUUCGGACGAGUGUAAUUUGACGUUUUGAAAAACUCACGAGUGUAACGAUGUUUUUCCAAAUUGCACGAGAAACCAUACCAUGACCUAUGCAGAUCGGUGGUUUUAUUUCCAUAAUAAUAACUAUGGUUGGAUGUUAGCUCUACCGGUUCAGUAAACUGUUCUUCCUGGAGGUCCAGUUACCGUACGGCCAUACGUCUCGCAUUUGCCCGUUGUUGCUAUGGACGAAACGCUCGGGAAGAACUGUCUGGUGAAUACUUCUAUAUUUCACUCUGGCAAAAUUAAAUUAUAUUACUCUAUAUAAGAAUGUCUAGCUAUUGCCGUAAAGUUACAGGGAUGGAAAGAACGUACAGUAACAAUUAAGUCACCAACAUACAGUAGAUUAUAUAAAUUAUUUAGAUUAUAUGAAGUAUUUUUCAUUAUUUUCUCUUAAGGGAACAUCUUCAUCUGUAAUUUAUGUUGAUCCAGAUGCGUUCAAUAGAAACUGUACAAUUCUUAAGACUCUGCUUCCGAGAGAAUCUAGUUCUAAGGUAAAUUCUGGAAUACUUUUACGCGUGGAGAGGGCUUGCAUGCACGCAUAUGAUUGGGGUUUCUGGUUUUAUAUUUAUAUUUUAUUAUAUACUUAUUAUAUAUACUUAUUUUUUAUUUUUACUUUUUGUUAUUUAUUUUUAAAAUGGUACUGAAAAACUACAUUUUGUAUUAAAUGAAUGAAUUUGCGACACUAAUUAAGAAGACAUGAUUCGUCUCACAUAAUUUAUGUUCAAAAAUAGUAAUAAAAAAAACAUGCGAAUCAACAUGAAAACGAGUCAAUGCGAUUCAGAUUUUCAAAUGUAAUCAUAUAUGCAUGGUCUUAGUUUCGAAGUGUAAUAAUUGUUUUGGGAUUUUUUCUGUGUUGGUGCUGUGUACUCAGGUGAAUAUUAUGUUUGUGGUGUUACUCUGAGUGUAUAUCACCGGGCAAGCUUCCAAAGGUCGUAUAUAGGUUCGAUUCCCAUUCAUUCGAUUCAUUUUUUCAAACUUGCCCGGUGUGGAUAUACACUCAGAGUAACAUAACAAACAUAUUUGUUUUGGGGUUAAUAGGCUUGAGAUGGCUCUCUAUGGUUCUAAUAUCGGCAAAUAAUUAUAUGGGGUCGUGAUUAGUUGCGUUCUCUGACAUUAGGGCCAUUUAUACGGGACAAAAUAAGUCGCGACUUGCAUAAGACGCGUCUUGUAUAAGCGGAGUUAUCGUAUAAAUGGUUCUCUACGGCUCUAGUGUUAUUUACUUGCUAUAGCUAUAAUGUUGUUUUGGUUGCUUUUGUUUUAAUAUGCAAGGCUAAUAAUUUUACGUUGUUUCAAGUCUCGGCCAUGUGUACUGUAGUUAGACUUUUUAUGCAAAAUGUCUUGUUUAAGACGCGACUUAAUGGGAACAGCUAAAAGUCCUGUUCUUAUUUAAGUCGCGUCUUAUCCAGUGGCGUGCUGGCAGGGGGGCGUGCCCCCCCCCCCUCCCCCCAGCUGGCAAUUCUUGCAGGGCUCAAAAUGAAAAGGGGGCGCCGAUCCCGCGCCGAGUUUUGAAAGUGGGUGGGAAAAAACUAGAAAUAUAGUUACUUCCGCCGAGAAAAGAUGUGUUUAUAGGCUUAUAAACAGACUAAGCGCAUAGGCGACAAAGUGAUAUAUUAAAUUAUACAGACUAUUUUGUCUAACCGUAUUUGCUAAUUUGCUACCUCACGACUCACACGAAAUCGUUCAUAUAGGAACAUGAACUGUGAUCACACGCAAUGUCUCAUCACCGGAAUAUUGGUCAGGUUUCGAAGCGAUCACGGGAAUCAUGCCCUUUCUUGCUGGUAUUAUGCCCUUUAUUAUGCUUCACGAAUCACAAGAGCGGCGCAAAUUAGAUAGUUUAAGUUAUGAUAAUGUAAAAUUGUGUACGCAAUUUAGUUGUUUGCGCUAGAAACAUCAUGAGUAAUGUGAAUAAUGAAAUAAUGCUGAAACGCGCCCUUUUGGCAGCCAGGCAGGGAAACCUUAAAAUGCAUAUGCGUGGGGUCUGUGUGUUAUUGUAUAAAAGAGCUGUAUGUUGUAAUUGUAUUCAGAUCACUAGAUCAGUAGAGAAUAGAAUUGGGAUUAGAUUAAUCGCUGGAAGUUGUUAGCAUUGCAUAAUAUAAGUACUACUACUAAAUUCAAACCAAAUUGCAAAUUUCGACACGUUAUAAUGCCGUUUCCUGACCAUCAGAUUUCUGUCAAAUCUUCCCCCAAAGUCCAGGAAAUGGACUCUAAAUUCAAAAGUCGCGACUUAUUUUGUCUCGUAUAAAUGGCCCUAUUAUGAAUGGGGUUUCGGUGGCGUAGUCGCCAGAAGCGCCUUUCACCUCUGAGUACGUCUACGCGAGACGCACGCGUGUUGACUUGAGUAUUUAGUCACCAGUCUUGUAAACUAACUGUAUAGAGAGCAACCUCAAUUGAAAUGUCAAUGCAAGAUUUUCUAUUUAGGAGACAGAUGCUGCAUUGCUUUGCAUUAUUGGAUAUCCUGCCUUUGUUGUGGAUGAUGAGAAACUCAAGGAGACCACUGGGGAAAGAGUUGUUGAAAAUCUGAUG
Messenger RNA from Paramuricea clavata, 8460 nucleotides. NCBI's taxonomy places the organism in Eukaryota, Metazoa, Cnidaria, Anthozoa, Malacalcyonacea, Plexauridae. The record is from the annotation of a GenBank genome assembly.